GUCGUCCACGUCGACCAACAUCGCCCCCCCUCUCCUCCCCACGAGCUCGCUGGCCUCGCAGCCGGGCAGAGGCCUUGGUGCGUCGCUCCCACUGUCCUCGCAUCGCCGGCUGUGCCGCUGACCGUGCCGACAGGAUCGCCUCACACCGUCCGCGUUGUUCUCGCCCCACCCCUACGUCUAUCUCCUUGUAGUCCCGCGCUGAAGGUCCGAGGCUUUGACCGCCUCGCGCCCUUUGCCCCUCCCCUGCCUCUUCCAUAGCCUUCAGCAGGGGCCCUUUCAGUCUACUUUAUUACUUUCUCUCUUCUCACAUCGUCUCUUCACCUCGCCUGCCCCUCUGAGCUAGCCAUGCACUAUCCUCACCUCGCACGCUCGAGGGAUCCUCACCCCCAUGCCUCCUCCAGCAGCUCGCUCUCCUCUACAGCUCCCUCCGACAUCCUGCCGGCGGCACCGCCUUCGAACUCGAGCCAGUCCGAUAUCGCGACUGAUCUCUCGAGGGCCUCCAUCGUCUACAGCCCGCCGCCCUCGACGUUCCCCGCAAAGAGCCACCGUUUCUUCGCCAAGGCCGUGACCCAGCGUUCGACCUCCAUGGGCCAGAUUCUCUCUCCAGCCGCUAUAGUGAGUCCGCCGAGGCCGAGUUCGCCCAGUGGAGGUGGCCGCUUCAAGCGUGCAUUCGGUCGGAGGAAGAAAUCCGAAGAUCUCACGUCCGUAUUCUCCAAUGCUAUCGGCAACAGCAAGGAGCGGGACUCAAGCGACCAUGUUGCCCCCAAUGCAUCCACGUCUGACCUUUCGUAUACCACGGCCCAUUCACGCGCAACUGAUUCGUCUGGUCCUCGAAACCACAAGCUGCCUAACGCCCUGCAGGCUGCGUCAACCAAGCUGAAUGUCUUCGGCAAGCAGAAGACUACAGGUGGCCCGUUACCGAAGGCCCCGACGUUAAGCGGCGCGCCGCCGCCACCGCCUAAGGAGGUGCAUUCGCCGCCGCCUCUCACGACUCCCCAGACAUCAUUGCGGCAGCCGAGACAUGAUGCCAACGCACCCCUUCCGGCUUUGCCAAAGGAAACGCAGCGAUCUCCAAGAUCACCCUCGACAUCGCCUGCGCAGGAGAGCCGCGAGCGGUUGAAGGAGGACUGGAGGAAGAGUGAUGCUACCAUGACGUCCCAUGUCACGAUCCGCCCUGGUGCACUGGCAGGCAACCGCUCACCUCGGCCUGUCUCAUUGGCCGAGUCCAGCCACUCGGGUCACACCAUCGUUCCGAUGAACAAGCGUCUCAGUGCGCUCAUCACGGACUCCGAGUUCAACGUCGUCGAGGAAGGCCCGGGCGAUCAUUUGGACGACGACAGUGCGUCGCUUGCCGAUGAUGAAGGCUUGACCAGGCGUACUUCGACGAGAGGCAGUCCCAAACCGAGACCAUCAAGGUCGCCCUCUGGCUCGAUCAAGACACGCAACCGGCGAUCCAUGUCUUUAAAUGUAGGUCCUGGCCACCGAUCCAGCAUAGUAGAGCCUGUAGCAGCACUCCCCGGACGUUCGCCAUCCACCCUUGGACUGCACACUCAGAGCGCGAGCACCGCUGCCCAGAAUCCGUCACUCGCGACGACAACUCAGCGCGACAAGCCGACCCUCACUCGUGCAGCCGCCAGUGGCUACAUCGCACCCCUGAACACCACCGGCGCGCAGCAGAGCACAGGGAGCAACAUCCGCAGCCGGCUCGUCCCCUGGAUGUCGACAUCGGCUGGUAACACACCGACGCAGAUGCACCCUAGCAGGGGCCUCCCUACGCAGGCGAAGCAGCCGAGCGGGUUGCGGCAGACGACGGUGAGUAUCACGGGCGGGCUCGCACCUGCUGCGGGAAUCGCUAUGGGUUUGGGGAAGCGGGCGGUGGAACGUGUCGGGCGCGCAUGGGGUGGCUUUGGCUCGUCGAGCGGGGCAUCCAUGAUUUCGCAAUCGUCCUCUGUCUCGUCUAUCACGUCGUCAGAUCAAGGCCAUCCUCUAGGUCGAACGAUGUCGAAGGAGUCGAGUGCGGCAUUCGGGGGCAUCGUGAAGAAGAAGCGGCGGUUUGGCCCUGCACCGAGUGUGUCGUCCGUAACCUCGUCGUCCGCGGCCUCAGAGGCUGAUGCCUUCGUCGCUGCGGGUCCCGGGCUUGGACGUAGAGUGCGAGGACCGAAGAGGACGCCAUCGGGGGCAAGCAUCAUUGGUGGCCUCGUCUUCAAGCGCGACCUCAAGACGUGCGUCGCUGAGACGGCGAUCGAUGGGCUGGACAAGACAGCGGCCCAAGAGGGUGGAGAAACAAAGCCGCUCGAGCAGCGGAUGUUGCCUGCGCUCGUAGUGCGGUGCGCUCAGCACUUAUUGAAGUACGGCGUGCGGGAAGAAGGCCUGUUCCGGAUAAGCGGGCGAUCAUCUCACGUAGCCAAGUUGCGCUCGGAGUUUGACACAGGCGCCGAUUGGGACAUGACGGAAUGCGAUGUUUGCGAUCUUGAUCCGCAUGCGGUCGCCUCGAUCUUCAAGACGUAUCUGCGUGAACUGCCCGAGUCCAUCUUGACCAUGAGCCUCAUUCCGUACUUCGAAUCUGCGCUUGCCGCCGAGGAUCAAGCGAGCCGGGCGAGUACGGACUCUUCCACCGACGCCUCCGUCAAGUCUUCUACGACGUCCCACCAACGCAGCGGAUCUUCGAUGGGUCUUCACAAGGCGCCUUCCCUCUCUACGCUUGCUGUCCCGAGGUUUGUGGGGAAGCGGUCCGUCUCGGAAUCGCUCUUGAAGGCUCUUACUUGGCUCAUCGCGCGCAUGCCGAGGGAGAACAGGGAUCUUCUGUAUACCGUAAUUGAGCUGAUCAGGGAGACAGCCGCUCGGAGCGCCGAGACGAAGAUGCCAUUGGCCAACUUGCUGCUGUUGUUCUCACCUACUCUGAACAUGAACCCGGGCAUGCUUCGUGUACUGUGCGAGAAUGAAGACAUCUGGCGCGGUGUUCUCCAAGUGCCCCAGCAGCCAGAGACAUCGGUCCCGGAGGCCACAAGUGCUGGUGUUGCUGCUCAGGAGGAUGAGGAGGACGAGGUGAUUGACAUUCGUGCCACGUUUGUUACGACCGACCUUGUACUUCUCCCACCCAUAAACCCCGUGUCCCCUGUGUCGUUUGGCGACGACAGUGCCUCAUUUAUGUCCGCUCUGGAGCCGCAGUCGACCUCCUCGACACGCUCGGCGAGCCCACACUUGGCACAGGACGUUCCGCAACUGUCGUCCUCGGAAUCCCUGACUUCCCCGUCAGAAGCCUCCGAGGAACCACUGUCACCGCAUGGACGUCCCUCCUUGGAUGCAAACGAGGACGACGACAUUGGGGUCGAGAACGUGAAGGCAGCAGCGACAGGGUCGCGGGACUCGUUCUUCCUGGCCCCUUCUCCCUCGGACGUGGUGGACUUGUCGCUCCCUGCUGCUCCCCGGAGACCAGCGAUCAAUACUGACCUGUUUGAGUCUCCGAUUGCUACACCCGUCCCUGUAGCGCCUGUUCCCUUCCCUUCCACCAGCGGAAGCACGCCUGCCACGCCGAUCUCGCGGCGCAAGUCCUUCGCGCUUCUCUCCUUCCCAGGUCUCCGGCCCGCCUCGCCCAGCCCGGGGCCAUCAACGACCAACUCGCCCGCAUCGACGAGUACGCCGCCCUCGACAUGGCGCCGGCCGAAACGCCCGUCACUGCACUUGCUCCUGCAGAAGGUGACCGGUACGCGGAGCUCGUCAACACCCAUCGCGGACUCACAAUCUGCAAUGGCGAGCGUGCCCUCGCUGUCGGUCUACUCGCAGAGCAAAGCGGCGUCGGCGUCGGUGCCAUCUCUGACUACGCCGUCGCCGACGGUGAGGGUGGGCUACAGUCGGACGCUGUCGAACGUCGCGCCGAAGCUGGACACGACUAUCUCGUCGUCGCCGAUUAAGAUGAGCUUUGCUGACACUACGGCGGCGCACACCGAGCAGGGGUCGACAGAAACGUCGCCUAGCUCGGCGGGCAGCUCGAAGGUACCCGUCGUGAACGUGGUGACUGAUGAUGAGUCUCCAUCUAGCUCGGACUCGUCGCGCUACGUCCGUCCGCGCGCGGGCUCAUGCGCGACCUCGCUGUACGUGACACCGACUGGGACGACGCCCAAGACGCCCAUCGCGGACCUGACGGAGUCCAGCGCGUCGAGGCUCUCGCCCACGCCUUCGAUCAACCUGCCUGUUGAGGAGACGAAGGAGGACUGGGCGGAGAGUGUCUUGAUGGCCGCGAAAAGC
Molecule: messenger RNA, 4245 nt
Organism: Rhodofomes roseus
Lineage: Eukaryota; Fungi; Basidiomycota; Agaricomycetes; Polyporales; Fomitopsidaceae
Product: RhoGAP-domain-containing protein
Exons: 6
Biological process (GO): small GTPase-mediated signal transduction
Molecular function (GO): small GTPase binding; GTPase activator activity
Source: RefSeq, a predicted model, not a curated record